GCUGCGGGUCUGUGUAGUGCGGGCACCCCGGCCAGGGACAGCAGGAGUUCGCGUUAUCACCGGCGAGAGCCGAGCGGACGGAACUCUCGUGCGUGCCAUGGUACGCCUCUCCCGCGUCGCCGUCGCCACCUCGCAUGGCGCUAAAUAAUCGCCGGCGGUGUUCGCGCGUCGACAUCUCGCACCGGAACCCUCGUCCCGGAGGUACCCUCAUCCGAGUCGCGAUCGCGUCGUGACGUCGUCACAUGCGAUGUCGCAAAAAAGUCAGCUGUGAACGAUCUAGAGCGAGUAUCGGCACGCGACAGUGCACUCGGGAGUUACGGAAGUUGUUUUCCUCGUCAACCCCUCGGAACAAUCAUGAAGACAGAAGUCGAUGACACGAGCGGCGACGGAGCGUGCGACGGCGUCGGCGUCGGCGGCAGUCCCAAUCUCGGUCCCUGCCCCGAGGGCACCAGCGGCCUGGUCGUCGGCCCGGAAACGUCGCCGAGCGUAAUGGAGUGCGGUGGAUGCGGCGAGCGCGUACGCGAGCGGACCGUCUUGUGCGUGGGCGGACGUACGUGGCACUCCAGGUGCCUGAGGUGUUGCGCUUGUGCCAGGCCGUUGCACGAUCAGCACUCUUGCUUCCUAAGAGGCAUGCGGCUCUACUGCAGGCACGACUACGCCCUAGCUUUCGGCGCGAAGUGCGCGAAAUGCGGACGCAGCGUGGGUGCUGGAGACUGGGUGAGAAGGGCCCGGGAAAGGGUCUAUCAUCUAGCCUGCUUCGCCUGCGACGCUUGCUCGCGUCAGCUGUCGACCGGCGAACAAUUCGCCCUCCUGGACGCCCGGUUGCUCUGCAAGACGCACUAUCUCGACGUCGUCGAGGGCAACAACACCUCCUCUGAUGAAGGCGGUGACUCCGAGAGCGGCCACAAGGGUGGUAACAAGGCGAAGAGAGUUAGAACUACUUUUACCGAGGAGCAGCUCUCCGUUCUCCAAGCGAAUUUUCAAAUAGACAGCAAUCCAGACGGUCAGGACCUGGAGAGGAUAGCGCACGUAACCGGGCUCAGCAAAAGGGUGACGCAAGUGUGGUUUCAGAAUUCCAGAGCGAGACAGAAGAAACACCUUCACACGGGCAAGAUGAAAGGACAGCAUGUGCAUCAGUCGCCACCAAACUCCACCGCGUCGCCCAACGAUUUCGGGCGUCACAUUAACUUGCACCUGACAUACUCGUUCCAACACCAGCAACAGCAUCAGCAACAACAGCAGCCGCAACUCAGCCCGGCUACGUGCAAGAGUCCCACGAGCUCCAUUUAUCACAAUCAUGGCUCAGAACAGUCGAUGGACGAGCUGUCGCAAGACUCGAUGCUACUGUCUCUGCCGAACGAGGUUUAAUGACUGCAGUAACGAUUCAGUAUACUGUAAAUACAUGCAUUGCGCUUGAAAACUGUCGGCGGUAGAGAUACACGCCUCGAAGAAGCACCGCUCAAGUCCCCCCGGUAUCAUUUUAUUUAUCCCCAAGGUGGAAAUUUAUUGUCGCGCUAUUACUCUUCGAUGACGCGCCUUCAAACCAUGCUCGCAGCAUAUAUUUCGGCGUUAAACUUAUUAAUACCAAGUGAGUAUCAAGUUCUACACACGAAAAACGCCUGCAUGCGUGCACGCAAUAUACGUGCGGGCGCGUAAAACUUUUUGCGUCUUGCUCUGAAAUCUCUCUCUUUCUUCGUCUACCUCUUUCUCGGUUGUGUUUGAUAAUUUUAUACUUGACCUGCUUCUCCCCUAUCCUUCUUAUCUUUCCUGUUAUCUUUUCUUCGUGUUAGUGCCUGACGCAAUCAGAGAGGAAUCGCUCUAACGGACGAGUAAAAAGAAUGUGAGCGUCCCCGGAGCGAAGACGUCAUCGGAGACGUAAUCCGCGAUUUUCACGUCGACGGAAUCUCGCAUGCCCCCGUAGCAAUGCUUCGAAUGAAAGUAUCUUCCGUAGCGUCUCAAUAGUCGUGUAAGAGGAAAAAAUCAUUUAAUAUGAAUGUACUGUGAUGUAAAUAUUGUAAACUAAACAUAUAUAUAAAUAUAUACGAUUGCACACGUUGAACAAAAAAGGGACCACUGCUU
Molecule: messenger RNA, 2079 nt
Organism: Ooceraea biroi (clonal raider ant)
Lineage: Eukaryota; Metazoa; Arthropoda; Insecta; Hymenoptera; Formicidae
Gene: Awh
Product: LIM/homeobox protein arrowhead
Biological process (GO): neuron differentiation; regulation of transcription by RNA polymerase II
Cellular component (GO): nucleus
Molecular function (GO): DNA-binding transcription factor activity, RNA polymerase II-specific; RNA polymerase II transcription regulatory region sequence-specific DNA binding
Source: RefSeq, a predicted model, not a curated record